This is a messenger RNA of Populus euphratica (Euphrates poplar), 1624 nucleotides long. RefSeq names its product RING-H2 finger protein ATL74. Gene Ontology annotation, molecular function: transferase activity. The transcript is spliced from 2 exons. Gene Ontology annotation, biological process: protein ubiquitination. The record is from RefSeq and is a predicted model, not a curated record. Bases 743 to 1321 code for a protein of 192 amino acids. Lineage: Eukaryota; Viridiplantae; Streptophyta; Magnoliopsida; Malpighiales; Salicaceae.
CCCCCCCCUUCAAGUCUGCUUUCUUUUUCUUUCUCCCCAUGAUUCUAUAAUUUAGCCUUCUGGAUGUCAUUCUCUCAGUAAUAAUGAUGUGAAAAGAAACCUAGCACUGAUAUCUUUCUUCCAUUAGGUAUCUUCUCUCCCACCUGUAGUCCAGUUUCCAUGGUCACAUCCGAAUAGGGGGCUCCCAAGCGCUUCAAUAGCUUCCGUAUAAUAAUUCUCACAAAAUAUUAAGCCAGCCCUGAUCUCUUUGUAUCACCAAACAAAUCAAUUCUCUCACAGUUAAUUAGAAGCAGAAAAAAUCUCAUCUUUCCUGCUGCUGCUGCAGAGUAUUAUCUGCCCAAGUUAAGACAUUGCCAUAACUCAGAAGGCUCAUCUCUCUCUUUUUGGUUGAAAGCAGAUCAACAAGAACCGAAAAAGAAACCGCAAACCCCAUGGUUUUUUGUUUAGCUUUCACCUCCUGCUCUUGAAGCAUCAGAAGCCAUAUGAACUAGCCUUUAAAUUCCUCUCUGCGAAGAAAUCCAUACCAAACACAAUUGAAGGCCUUGUUCUAUAUACGAGUGAAAUGAACUCCCUACUUUCAGUCUCCUUCGUGGUUCGAUUUGAUGCUAGGAAGAACUGGAGCCAUGAAAUCUCCAGUCUAUUUGCAUAAUAAACUCGUAGAAGGUCUAAAGAAAUUGUAGUUCGGCUAAGAGGGUAUUGGUGUACUUCUGAAGUGUUGUUGGAUUGAGUCAUAAUAAUAGCCAUGUUUGCUCUACAUCAUCGUCCACACCGGCUCCUCCUGGAGACAGAAUCAAGCACACAAUCUGCAGCAAAUGGAAGCAGGACGCGCAACACAUACAACAGCGAGGCCAAUUUUGAUACCAACAUGGUGAUCAUCUUGGCGGCUUUGCUUUGUGCAUUAAUUUGUGCACUUGGACUAAAUUCUAUAGUACGAUGCGCCAUACGCUGUAGCAGGAGGUUUAUUUUUGAGACUCCUGAUCAGACUGCAGCACAUAUGGCAGCAACGGGCCUCAAAAAGAGUGCAUUGCGACGAAUCCCAGUGAUUAUAUACGGGGUGGCAGGGAUACAUUUAAUUGCUACAGACUGUGCAAUAUGCCUUGGUGAGUUCAUAGGUGGUGAGAAAGUGCGAGUUUUGCCCAAUUGUAACCAUGGAUUUCAUGUUAGGUGCAUAGACACAUGGUUGGUAUCACACUCCUCCUGUCCAACUUGCCGGCAGUCACUACUUGAGCAACCAGCAAGUUCUGAUGCCACAGAAAUUGAACUUGGGAUUAGACAUCCAGGACAUGAUGUUCCUAUUGCCGGAGAUCACGAAGCUGGUUGAUCCUGCUUUGAAAGUGAUUCAACGCCAAAUCAAGAACAAACAAAAAAGGGUCUCAGUGUCUCUAUUGUUUAAUUUUUGAGAUGUUCAGUUUGUUUGUGUAAUUAUGCUUAGUGAUGUAGAUAUCUUUGCUGAAACUUCAGUGAAUGAGCUAUGUGGAGGUUUCUGAGGCAAUACUUUUUUUGUACAGGCUUUAUUAGUAGAUAAGAAAAUGAUCCUAGGAGGUUUGCCACUAGCUAUGCGUUGAAAGGCCUUGUAAUAGUAAAUGCACCAAACUUUUUGUAAUCCAAUUUAACAAAUUUCUCU